AUGGCUGAAGGAUAUUUGGCAUGGGAUUUACUCAUUUUGGAAGAAAGAGUCAUAAUUAUGGAAAGAAAAAUUGAGAGAAAAGUGUUGCGUGAUAUACAAAAUCCUUUCGAGAUUCCUUACAAUGAAUUUCUUGCAUACUUUCGAGUCAAUAAGGAAUUAAUUAUGAAUCUUACAAAUAUAUUACGUCCACACUUACAAGUACAACGUAACACCGGCUUAGCACCAGAAAUUCAAGUCUUAGCAGCAAUUGGAUUUUUUGCAAAUGGAAGUUACCAAAGGCCAGCAGGAAAUCAGUGUGAUUUAGUUAUAAGCCAACCAUCAACCAGCCGUUGCAUUCGUAAAAUAGCACGAUUGAUAAAUAUGUUUUUAUUACGACAAUGGAUAAGAUUUCCAAUGACGCAAGUAGAGAGAAAUGCACGAAAUAAAUUUGCACAAGCUCCUCAAUCAUUUCCCGGUGCCAUUGGUGCUAUAGAUUGCACAUAUAUCAAUAUUCUUGCACCACAUAUACAUGAAGAGGCAUACGUCAAUCACCAUGGAAAUCAUUCAUUGAAUGUACAAGCAAUAGUCGAUCCGGAUUUAAAAAUUUUAAAUAUUAAUGCACGAUAUCCAGGAGCGCAAAAUGAUUCUUUUAUAUGGAAUGCUUCUCCAAUUAAACGUGUAAUGGAGCAUUUUUAUAAUAAUGGUGAAAGGAGAACUUAUUUAAUUGGAGAUGCUGGGUAUUCUUUGGAGCCUUGGAUUAUGACGCCAUUACCACAUUACGCUGAAUGGAGCCGGCAAUAUUAUUAUAAUGAGAAACUAUGUAAAGCGCGUAACGUUGUUGAAAGAUUCUUUGGAGUUCUUAAAGGAACAUGGAGAUGCUUAUCAUAUCAGCGUGUAUUAAUGUAUUAUCCUGAAAUAGCUGGACAAAUUGUAAAUGCAUGCGCAGUGUUAUACAAUAUGCGUCUACACUAUCGACUACCACAAGAUGUGAAUGAAAAUGAAAUUUUAAAUGCACGUGCAAAUGUAUAUAUAGAAGGAGCAGCACGACAAGAAGAAGAGGCUGUGAAUCACAGAGAGCCGAGAGCUGUUGCGCAGCGUAUACAAAAACAAAUCAUGCAAGAAUGGUUUCCGGAUUAUCGCUGUGCUUAGGAUAAUGAAAAUAAUUGAACGUAAAUUCAAAGAAAUAAAAAU
Solenopsis invicta (red fire ant) is the source of this 1170-nucleotide messenger RNA. RefSeq names its product putative nuclease HARBI1. The transcript has 3 exons. NCBI's taxonomy places the organism in Eukaryota, Metazoa, Arthropoda, Insecta, Hymenoptera, Formicidae. The coding region runs from base 1 to 1128 and encodes 375 amino acids. The record is from RefSeq and is a predicted model, not a curated record.